Messenger RNA from Protobothrops mucrosquamatus (brown spotted pit viper), 417 nucleotides. RefSeq names its product relaxin 3 (gene RLN3). Lineage: Eukaryota; Metazoa; Chordata; Lepidosauria; Squamata; Viperidae. The transcript is spliced from 2 exons. Gene Ontology annotation, molecular function: hormone activity. Gene Ontology annotation, cellular component: extracellular region. The record is from RefSeq and is a predicted model, not a curated record. The coding region runs from base 1 to 417 and encodes 138 amino acids.
AUGCCCAAGUUCCUCCUGGCUCUGUUGCUUGUAGUGCUGCUCUCAGAGAAAUGGCUGGUGAGUGAAGCCAGGACACCUCCCUAUGGUGUCAAGCUGUGUGGCAGGGAGUUCAUCCGUGCUGUCAUCUUCACUUGUGGAGGAUCCCGCUGGAGACGAGCAGGAAAUCUCAGUGCUCUCCUUGGGAGAGAUCCUGCAGAAGCAUUUGAUACAACAUCCUUAUCCAAUGAAUGGAAUCCAGCCCAUUCCUCCCAACAGGAUCCCACUGACAAUUAUGGGAGCUGGCAAGGUCAGCAGAGCUAUGCCCUCUCCGAAGAGCCCCGGCCUUUGGAUCGCAGAGCCCGAGAUGUUAUGGAAAGCCUGAGCAAUGCCUGUUGCAAGUGGGGCUGCAGCAAGCGUGAGAUCAGCUCUUUAUGUUAG